UAGUUAAUAGUCUUUUCUAGGUAUUUCUUGCAUUUUGCAAUUUUUAUGCAUUUAAAGUUAUUGUUUUUAUUCACAAAAUGUAUUAAGGGUACUUAGAUAUCCGUGAAGUAUUCUAUUUACUUAAUCAACAUACAAAACAGCGAUCAAAAUACUUCAUGUUCAUGUAAAAAGUGUAUUUAAAUUCAUAACUUAGAGGCAUGAUCAAUUUGUUGUUUAUAUUACUCUUGUAUGCCUCAGGUUCUUGGUAUAUAGUGGCUGAAAACAAUUCUAGAUUUGGGAAAAAUGGUCAAGAAUUACUUUUGUGCCGCAAAUGCGGAGCUGAUGUGGCUGAUUCCUAUUACUUAUUUAGCAAAGAAAGUCCAGGAGCCCAGAAAAUUGAAAAACAGAACUUGUUUGGCAGACAAAAUGUAACAGUUCAAACUUUAGUUAAUCCUUUUGGAAUUAAAUUUGAAAUAGUGACUGCUGAAAAAGCAAGAUGUGAAAACAUAGGAACUAGUCAAGGAGCAGAUUCAUGGUUUCCGGGAUACAUGUGGCGUAUUUGCACAUGCCCUCAUUGUACACAGCACUUGGGGUGGACUUUUGAAAGUUCUAAAUCUACAGAUAGUAAAGGAGAUGAUAAUCAAUCAUUUCAUGGAUUAAUACUAAGUAAUAUUCUUGGAGAAAAUUUUACAGAUUCACUCAUUAUGAUGCCAAAGAUGUAUAAAAUGUAACAAUAUCUACACAAAACACAGUUCUAAUAUUGUUGUCAUUCUAUUGAUUCAAGAAGAUAAAAUGGAACUGAAACGAAACUCGGAAGAAAAAGAAGUUAAAUAAAUGAUAUAUUUUUUAAA
Molecule: messenger RNA, 830 nt
Organism: Maniola jurtina (meadow brown)
Lineage: Eukaryota; Metazoa; Arthropoda; Insecta; Lepidoptera; Nymphalidae
Product: protein cereblon-like
Exons: 4
Coding region: 198-710 (170 amino acids)
Source: RefSeq, a predicted model, not a curated record